This is a messenger RNA of Anguilla anguilla (European eel), 4870 nucleotides long. RefSeq names its product 5-hydroxytryptamine receptor 1F-like. Gene Ontology annotation, cellular component: plasma membrane. Gene Ontology annotation, molecular function: G protein-coupled serotonin receptor activity. The transcript has 3 exons. Gene Ontology annotation, biological process: adenylate cyclase-activating adrenergic receptor signaling pathway. The coding region runs from base 2030 to 3115 and encodes 361 amino acids. The record is from RefSeq and is a predicted model, not a curated record. NCBI's taxonomy places the organism in Eukaryota, Metazoa, Chordata, Actinopteri, Anguilliformes, Anguillidae.
UCUGUGGUGAUGGCACAGAACGUCCGCACUGCUGUCUGUGGAUUCAGAAAUGUGUCACUCAGUCAUGCCCAGCUGAGUGACUCAUCUGAUUAGGGCCUUAGUACAACAGUGAUUAUUUUUUAGAUUAUUAUAAUUUUUUUAGUUAUAGUAGUAGUAGUGAUAGUACUAGUAGUAUAAUUUUUAUUUUUGGUUACAUUCCUUCAGUCUCUUAACGUCAAUUUCUGUCUAUGGCUUAAUCAAGUGCAUGUUUGUUUUUUACAUCACAUUCAUGCCGUUUUAGUGGACACUCUUAUCCAGAGCGACAUGCAGUGUCAAAGUGCAUAGAAGGUGGUGCCUCACCAGGGAAUCAGACCUGCCAGCUCAUUCCCUAACCGUUUGCUACACUGCCACCUAUAGGCUUUUCCAGGUAUAAUCAUUCUUGAACCCCAGGGAAUUCAGAUAAAUUUCACACUUCCCUGACAAGAUAAUAAAGGGGAGGAGGAGAAUUUGUUUUAGAUAAAUGGAAGGCUUUGUGGUGUCUGAAACUGUUUCUGCAGAAUAUAUGUGAAUGGGUUGAGAAUUGUCUGUCAUUUCUGUACAAAAGCAGGCUGGGAACUUUCUGCUGUUCUUAUAUGUAUUCUCAAUUCUAAAAAAAGUACAAAUGUACUUUUUGUUCCAUUAGACUUCCCUUUUUAUUUGGUGCACUGAAAGACUAUUUUUCACACCCAGUUCUUCACUCACAGAUUCUCUCUCCUACGAGCCCAUAGGGUAGGCUGAAAAAGCUUUUUUGUGUGUGCAUAAAAUGUAUUUAAAAAAUGAAAUCCUACCAAAAUUUUAAAAAUAUUUAGUGUGUUGAACAUGAAAGUGCUAGAGACAGUCAGGCUCUGGGAAUAAUUAUACAGAUUUUAUGUUGUCCUCUGGGAUUCAAGACCUUAGCAAUCUUACAGUCAAAACGGAUUUGCUUAAUUUUCAAACGAACCAAAUAAUUCCUGUAAUGUAUUUACUUCUGUCCAAUUUAGCAUGUUUUAUUUAUUCUGAAAAACAACAAGGAUGCAUUUACUUCAGUCCCUGAUUAAACUAAUUUCAUGUAACUUUCAAACAAAUUACCUCCGAAGAAAAAACCCUUAAAUUAAUUUAAUUCACUGAUCAUUUAAAAUAUUUUCUCUUGGAAAGACCUGGAAUGCACAUUGUUCCUGUGAUGAGUACACAUUGUGGUGCAUGUGCGGUUGUAUUUUUGUACAUUGUCAUUCUUGAAGCAACAUUUUUGUGUUUUUGUAGUUGUCAUUUACACAGUUGGUGACUGUGAAAUUCCACUCUAAAAAAUAAAAUUCAGCUAGAUCAACUUUUCAAUUAUAGCCUCCAAAUUUAGGAAUCUUUAACCUUGGAAAUAACGGGUUGCAUUAGUUAUUCUAUUACAAAUAAGCUCAAAAACCUGGUUAAAAAUGAAUCAGUGAUCCUGUCGCUGUGUCUAACAUGACUGUCAUUCAUUCUGUCCUCUCCUCUUAUACAUCCUGAUAUUAUUUAAUAUUCUCUAUUUUACAUGCUUCCAUUUUACAUGGAGUAUGUAGUGUCAGAUGCCAGUGGGUUAAAGAUGGAAAUGAGCUGAUCCAGUGUUUUGUAAACAGAAUAUUUUCUUUUCGACAUCGCUCAUGGUUUGGGACCCAAGGUGCAGAACAAAGGACCCAGAAUGACAAUCGUCCAGUUCACCAACAGAACCAUACGGGACCUUAUAUGGAAACGGGCGAAGGACUGUGAGUACUUUGAAAACCCACAAGCUGAGGUUCAAGGAAGACCUGACCAAAGCUGAUGUGGACACUCACAGCAACUUGUGGCCAGUGGUGGAAGCUGCCCGGAAGGAGGGGAAGGUUGCGUUCUUUGCGGGUGUGAAGGUGAAGCUUUCUGGGGGCUUCCCAUCGUAGCCUGCCCAAUCUUUGUGGAGACGAAGGCUUGGAUGGCCAGAGGUCGCUAUUGCACAGCCAAGCUUUUGUUGAAUUGGUCCAAUCAAUGACAGCUGCUCUUAAAGGAGUCUGUGGCUUUUCACGCUGGAAGCAUGGAUUUAGCCAACUGCACCACCGUGCACCACAAAAGCACCAGCAGCAAGGUCCUGCUGUCCCUGACGCUGUCUCUGCUGGCUGUGCUGACCACUGCCAUAAACUCUCUGGUCAUUGCCGCCAUCGUUGUCACCAGGAAGCUGCAUCACCCUGCCAACUACCUGAUCUGCUCGCUGGCUGUGACGGAUCUGCUGGUGGCCAUCCUGGUCAUGCCCUUCAGCAUCGUCUACAUCAUUAAGGAGACCUGGAUCAUGGGUCAGGCGGUGUGUGCCAUCUGGCUGGGCGUGGACAUCACCUGCUGCACCUGCUCCAUCCUGCACCUGGCGGCCAUCGCCCUGGACCGGUACCGGGCCAUCACCGACGCGGUGGAGUACUCCCGUAAGAGGACGUCCCUGCGCGCCACACUCACCGUCGCCGUGGUGUGGGUCCUCUCUAUCCUCAUCUCCCUGCCCCCGCUGGUGUGGCGGCACCAGGGUAACCACGGCGACGAGUGCCUGAUCAAACACGACCACAUCGCCUUCACCCUCUACUCGACCUUCGGGGCUUUCUACAUCCCGCUGGCGCUCAUCCUGGUACUGUACUACAAGAUCUACCGCGCGGCCAAGACCCUGUACCACAGGAGGGGCACCAGCCGACUCAGCCGGCCGGAGGCGAAUGGCAGCGUGCUCCCCAAGGGCUCUGACCGGGACCCCCGCAGCCCGGACCUCCUCAGCCUGCCUGAGAAGUCUUACUCGGACCCUUCCACCGAGGGCGACCGCGUCCGCAUCGCCCUCAGGAGCCCCCGCUUCGAGUCGCGGCGGCAGGGGUCCUUCAAAAAGCAGCGCCUCUCGGGUAGCCGGGAGAAGAGGGCAGCCACGACGCUGGGCCUCAUCCUCGGGGCCUUCAUCGUCUGCUGGCUCCCCUUCUUCCUGAAGGAGGUGAUCGUCAACACCUGCUCCUCCUGCAGUCUGCCUGCCGAAAUGGCCGACUUCCUCACCUGGCUGGGGUACCUCAACUCUCUGAUAAACCCGCUGAUAUACACCAUCUUCAAUGAGGACUUCAAAAAAGCCUUCCAGAAGCUGGUCACAUGCAGAUACUAUCUCUGAUGGAGAAAGAGAGAUAAAGAGAUAACGUGGAAGUAGCUUAUCUUUAAAAAGAGAAACUGAAAUAACAGGAGUUUGUUAUUUGUUUUUAUUUUCAAUAUGAAUGGAAAGUAUCGAUACAAUCUGGACAUUCUGAAAGUUACAACACAAUUGAACGCUGGAAAAUCUUUACAAAAGAGUUUUUGUACAAUACAAUACUGUUGCUUAUCUUACCUAAAUAGACAAAAUAUGGUCAAAUUUAUAAUGUGUAAACUUAGAAACAUUAAAACAGCUCCAGAACUAAUUCUUAUCUCAGACCUACGCAGCUAAUUAUCUUGAGUGAACACAUUUCCAUUGAGACUCUUUUCUUAUGUAUGCAUUGUACAUGUGCUAUUUCUUUUUCUGAAUCUGAAGCAAACUAAAGUUUGUCCAUCUCCACAUCUAAAGAGAGUGUGCAUCUUACAUGCCCCCUGGAUAUUGUGACAUCACACAAUUUUUUGGGUGGACAUCUUGCUUUGGCUAUAAGCUACAACCAGCGCUUGUAAGUACUGUAGUUCAUAAUAUAUUGCACAUCAUAAUAAUUUAAUUGAAGUUCCAGAUUUUGGAUUAUGUUAGUAUGCUAGUUCAUUUUAAAAUGGUAUAUACUGUUGCUGAGCUUCACAAAUGUUAUCUCUUAUCCUUUUAUUGUGUACUUUAUAUAUAUAUUUACAAAUAAUAGAAAAUUGAAUUUUCUUACAUACAUCUGAAAUAGUUAAUAUGUGAAGAAGUUUCCAAAAUACAUUAUAAUUGUCAUCAGGUCGUUUUAUUCUGAAAUCUGUGUGUUAAUUAUAAACAUGUUUAGUUACAAUAUCUAAGGAAAGCUUUUCUGUUCAGGGUUUAGCACUUAACCAUGCCUGUAUACUGUUAAACAACAUAAUUUUGUUGAGAAUUUCAGCAGGUCUAAGUCAUUAUAAAAACAGCAACAAAAAUCAACAAAAUGACAGGGAACAUACUGUACUGGUAGUCUCCAAAGUUGUGUGACAAAAUAAAGUAAUUAAAUGAGCAACAUUUCACAGUUGUAUUAGAAGCACAUCACAUUUAUGACCGCAGUAAUGACACUGUGCCGAGUGUUGAGUAGCUGUGUGGCUACUGACUUGCAGGGCGACCAGCGGACUUGUGAUUGUGAGUUUUGCUGAUGGAUAACUCCUUAUUAUUUAUUAUUCCUUAAAACCAGUCAUCGUUUUUCAUACUUUGCUCUAUAAGCUGCUGUACUACCGGAAUUCACUGAUCAUACUUGUCGUAUUAAAACAUUGAUGUUUUGUAACAAAUGGACAUGUAUUACUGUAAUUUAAUCUACCUUUGUACUGGAGCUAUUCCUGGCUAAGGUGUGUAUGUAUUUUAAUUGUUCUUUGUUAUAUACAACUCAGUGUAUUGAUUAUGAAAGUACAAUGAGUAUUACUAAGUCACUUCUGUUCACUAACAAUGUGCCAAGAGGAUUUUACAAAGGCCACAUGAAUGUUAUAUGAGUGGGAAAAAACGACUGGUUUAUUGAGUCCUGAGUUCAAGGAUGGAUCUCAAAAAUGAAUUAAAUAAAGAACAGAGUGAGGGAGACCCCUACUGGUUUGGCUGUGACAUUACAAGAGAAGGCAAAACUUCUCUUGAAGGGAUAGUUCACUAUUUGCGGUCCUUUUAUAUUUCAUACUGAAUACAUGCCUUUAAUUGGCUCAGACAGUUCGUAUGUGGAGCAAAUGACAUUUUAGAUGCAAACAUUUCUGACACCAGCUGACAGUGGCAGGUAUA